AUGGUGUAUAUAGGUGUGUCGGAGGAGAGAGAGAGAGUGGCUGCUAAGUCCAUGGCGAUGGGUUCUGAGAGAACAAAGCCUCUGCACAAUUUCAACUUGCCGUGGGAUUUGAAGUGGGGGAACCAGAAGCACCUAAGGUGCAUGAAGGUGAGCUCCGACGCCGGCGGUAGUACCGGAGAAGCCUCGGCCGUUGAUCGGCGAUCUUCGGCUCAGAGAUUGGAGAGUUCGGUCAUGAUGACUCGGCGGAGGGAAUCGGAGUUUGAGAAGCGGAGGUUUCGGGCUCCUCGGCCGAGGAUCGAAAACGACAACGCAGAGGAAGGGAUCGACGCGGUUAGGGAGAAGCUCAUGUUUGAUCUCAAAACGGCGGCGGAUAAGAUGAAGGACGCGAUUUUGAGGGAGGAGGAGGUGGCGGUGGCGGCUGCGGAUACUGACAUGGCGGCGGAUGGGGAAGAUGUUGAGAUGGCGGAGGAGGGGGAAUCAUCGCCUGCGGCGGCGGCAGAGGUCAGGCCGUGGAAUCUGAGGACGAGGAGGGCCGCGUGUAAGGCUCCUCUUGGUGGUGGUGGUGCGAAGGGGUUGAGAAUCGAGGAGAAGAAGGCGAAUUACUCGCCGUUGAGGAGUGAGGGUAACAAUGGCGUGAAGUCGCCGAGGCCGGUCAGAGGGGCUUCAGGUUCGGGUUCGGGUUCGGGUCCGGAGAAGAAAGAGAAGGAGAAGGAGAGGGUCAAGUUCGCAGCGUCGCUUACCAAGAAGGAGAUCGAGGAGGAUUUCAUGGUGAUGCUCGGCCACAGGCCUCCCCGCCGGCCAAAGAAGCGCCCAAGAAAUGUUCAGAAGCAAUUGGAUACGUUGUUUCCGGGGAUGUGGUUGACGGAGGUCUCAGCUGAGACGUACAAGGUUCCUGAGUUCCCUGAAACUGCCAAGGUAGCAGUGGGAGUGAAUGAUGGCUUCUGUGGAAUGUUUCAAGGCUCUGUUUUUCUGACUGCUGCUGCUUGCAACGCUAAUUAG
This is a messenger RNA of Prunus armeniaca (apricot), 999 nucleotides long. NCBI's taxonomy places the organism in Eukaryota, Viridiplantae, Streptophyta, Magnoliopsida, Rosales, Rosaceae. The record is from the annotation of a GenBank genome assembly.